UGCAAUGACAGGGCUUAACCUGCUGUGCGUACACACAGCCUACCAGAAGAGUCUGCCACCCUCGCUGUGAAGCUUAUCUUUAGUGACAGAGAGCAUUUACUUUGACAACCACACUGCCAACCAAGAGUUGUUUCCGCUGACCAGCAACACGACAGCCUAAAUGUUCAUCUGUUGAACAUUUGGACCAGAUAUUGAAGAUGAAGAGAAGAGACAAGACUUUCUCCAAGCAGCAGUCUACUCCAAACCUGUGCACGGACAUGCCUCGUCAGUUUCCCAAGAUCUCACUAAGCGAGGUGGACGAGUCGGUGCGCUUGUUGGCAGAGAAGGUCUAUGCAUCUGCGCUGAAAGAGGAGGACACCAAGAAUGCCCAGUCUAUGUACACUGUGCCAGAAGACUGUCCCAUCGGUCUGAGCGAAGACCGGGAGAGGGAAAUGCGCAAAGAGAUUGCCGAGCAAUGCUCGGAUGAAACCGCUAAAAGGAAGCGGAGUUUCAGGAUGAAGCGAUCCCAGUCAGUAUGUCAGCAGUUUCCCAGUACCCUUAGCAUCAAUCCAGACUGGGCCAUGUCUGUCAUUGCUCCUCUGCUGCCGACAGACCAUCCCAGUAUCCCAGAGAUCACUACAGAGUUUCAGAGGGUCACAAUCAGUGGAGACUAUUGUGCAGGGAUCACAGUGGAGGACUAUGAGCAAGCAGCCAAGACUCUGAUAAAGGCCUUGUUCAUCAGGGAGAAGUACUCCAGGCUGGCUUACCACCGCUUCCCCAGGACCGUCACCCAAUUCCUCCGCCUUGCUGAGAACCAGACUUGGAAAGUAGAAGAUGAGAUCUUGCCGGAGAUGUAUCCCUGUCCUGGUGAGGGGGAGGACCCAUACUCUGUGAAGGACAUCCCAGAAGACCUGAACUACAUGUUGCAGUUGAAGGACGGCAUUGUGAACGUGUACGACAACGCGGAGGCCCUGGAGAAGAAGCAGCCUCGCAGCCUGCCCUACCCCGACCUAGAGACCUUCGCCAUAGAGCUCAGCCACGUCCUCGCCAUGAUCGCAGACGGACCCACGAAAACCUACUGCCACAGACGCCUGAACUUCAUUGCCUCCAAGUUCUAUCUGCACGAGAUGUUGAAUGAGAUGGACGAGCUGAAGGAGCUGAAGAAGGUGCCUCACAGGGACUUCUAUAACGUCAGGAAGGUGGACACCCACAUCCACGCAGCGGCUUGCAUGAACCAGAAGCACCUGCUGAAUUUCAUCCAGACCACCUACAAGACCGAGGCUGACCGCGUGGUGCUGGAGAAGAAUGGCCAGAAGCUCACCUUGAAACAGGUGUUUGACAACCUGGCCAUGGACCCUUACAACCUCACGGUGGACUCCCUGGACGUGCAUGCUGGAAGGCAAACAUUCCACCGCUUUGACAAGUUCAAUUCUAAGUACAACCCGGUGGGAGCAAGUGAACUCCGAGAGAUCUACCUGAAAACGGACAACUACAUCGAAGGGGAAUAUUUUGCACGCAUUGUCAAGGAAGUGGCCCAAGAGCUCGAGACGAGUAAGUACCAGUACGCAGAGCCCAGGAUGUCCAUCUAUGGCCGCUGCCCUGGGGAGUGGAAGAGUCUGGCUUCAUGGUUUAUUCAGCAGAAGGUGCACUCCCCCAACUUGCGCUGGAUCAUCCAGGUCCCCAGGAUCUAUGACAUUUUCAAAUUGAAGAAGAUUAUACCAAACUUCGCCAAGAUGCUGGAGAACAUAUUCCUUCCGCUGUUCGAGGCUACAGUCAAUCCACAAAAAAACAAAGAGAUACACGUUUUCUUGAAAUAUGUGACCGGGUUUGACAGCGUAGACGAUGAGUCCAAGCACAGCGACCACAUGUUCUCCUACAACAGCCCUAAACCUGAGGUGUGGACAUCAAAUGACAACCCCCCAUACACCUACUACCUCUUCUACAUGUACGCCAACAUCAUGGUGCUCAACAACCUGAGGAAGGAACGAGGUCUCAACACGUUUCAGUUCCGGCCCCAUUGUGGCGAGGCUGGUUCCAUUACCCAUUUGGUCUCUGCCUUCCUUACUGCUGACAACAUCUCCCACGGCCUCAACCUGAAGAAGAGUCCUGUUCUACAGUAUCUGUACUACUUGGCUCAGGUCCCUAUUGCCAUGUCUCCUCUGAGCAACAACAGCCUCUUCCUGGAGUACUCCAAAAACCCUCUCAAGGAGUUCCUCCAGAAGGGCCUUUGCGUGUCCCUCUCUACUGAUGACCCAAUGCAGUUCCACUACACCAAGGAGGCCUUGAUGGAGGAGUAUGCCAUUGCAGCCCAGCUGUGGAAACUUACCACCUGUGACUUGUGUGAGAUUGCCAGGAACAGUGUGCUGCAGAGUGGACUGUCUCACGAGGAAAAGAAGCACUUCCUCGGGCACAAUUACCUACAGGACGGGCCGGGAGGGAAUGACAUUAGACGGACCAAUGUGGCGCAGAUCCGUAUGGCCUACCGCUACGAGACCCUGUGCAAUGAGCUAAGCUUCCUGGUGGAUGCCAUGAAGACUGAGGCCAGUGGCACACAGGCAGAUUGAUCACAGCAAUGACAGACCCUUUACUACAUUCCAGUCAAUUAGCAGUCGCUCUUAUCCAGAGGGAGUUACAGUUUGUGCACUCAUCUUAACAUGGCUAGCUGAGACUACCACAUGGUAGAUAUCAACAGAGUUGGUGCUAGAUGGAAUGAAAAGUACAAUGGAGCUGAGCUGUAAUGUGCUGGAAAGGUCUGUGUGAAAAGAUACCUGAGGCAAAUCACACAAUAACAGUGGAUGUUUUAUGUUACUGUUUGCAUAUGUUUUUCAUAUAGAUAAUACUGAACCGAACCAAUCUAAUUCUGUAUACGUUACAUUUAAAUUCUUUAGCAGACACUCUUGCCCAGAGCAAUUGGUGAGUGUACACAUUUUUGUACUGGCCCCCUGUGGGAAUUGUGUCCACAGGUUUGGUAAGUAUUUUUUUGUGGAGCAAUUUAUUUGAAUGCUGCUUUAAUGUGUGCUCCUUGUUUUACUGCUGUAGAGAGCUGUUGAGGUCCACUAUAUGCACUUAAAGGGUGAAAUGUAAUCGUGUGCUGAAUAUAAAAAGGAAAUGGGGAAACUUU
This is a messenger RNA of Esox lucius (northern pike), 3100 nucleotides long. RefSeq names its product AMP deaminase 3. Gene Ontology annotation, molecular function: AMP deaminase activity. The record is from RefSeq and is a predicted model, not a curated record. NCBI's taxonomy places the organism in Eukaryota, Metazoa, Chordata, Actinopteri, Esociformes, Esocidae. Gene Ontology annotation, cellular component: cytosol. Bases 198 to 2543 code for a protein of 781 amino acids. Gene Ontology annotation, biological process: IMP salvage; AMP metabolic process. The transcript is spliced from 16 exons.